Messenger RNA from Ochotona princeps (American pika), 1699 nucleotides. It is a transcript of the gene GM2A, whose product is annotated as ganglioside GM2 activator. Gene Ontology annotation, molecular function: lipid carrier activity; enzyme activator activity. Gene Ontology annotation, cellular component: cytoplasmic side of plasma membrane. The transcript has 4 exons. Bases 85 to 675 code for a protein of 196 amino acids. Lineage: Eukaryota; Metazoa; Chordata; Mammalia; Lagomorpha; Ochotonidae. Gene Ontology annotation, biological process: ganglioside catabolic process; lipid transport. The record is from RefSeq and is a predicted model, not a curated record.
UGCUGCACCGUCCGCGCAGGCAGGCGUUUAAAGGCGCCGAACCAAAGACCUGGCAAUUGGCGCUGCGCGGAACCGUCUUUCGCGAUGCACUCUCAGAUGCAGGCUGCGCUCCUGAUCGCCCUGGGCUUGCUUCUCAUCGACCCCGCUGUCUCCGUGUUCCAUCACCAGAACCACAUGACCCAGCCCAGCCGCUUUUCCUGGGAUAACUGUGAUGAAGGCAAGGACCCCGCGGUGAUCAAAAGCCUGACGCUGGAGCCUGACCCCAUCGUCAUUCCUGGGAAUGUGACCGUCAGUAUUGAAGGCAGGACCAGCGUACCACUUAAGUCUCCUCAGAAGGUGACAUUGACUGUGGAGAAGGAAGUGGCAGGCUUCUGGAUCAAGGUCCCCUGUGUGGAGCAGCUGGGCAGCUGUACCUAUGAUGACAUCUGCAAUAUGCUGGAUACACUCAUUCCCCCUGGGCAGUUAUGCCCAGAGCCCCUGCACACCUACGGGCUUCCCUGCCACUGCCCCUUCAAAGAAGGCACCUACUCCCUGCCAGUGAGUGAGUUCACUGUGCCCGACCUGGAGAUGCCCAGCUGGCUCAGCAGUGGCAACUACCGCAUCCAAGGCAUCCUGAGCAGCGGUGGGGAGCAUCUGGCCUGCGUCAAGGUCUCUGCCUCCGUUAAGGGCAAAUAGUGUAGCACAGCCACAUUGCACGGAAAGGGCUGAGGAAGGGGGUCUCUCUACCUCGGUCUCGUGUUUGCCAAGCCUGUUUUCCAACUCUCUGCCCUGUUUUUAAGCCCCUUUCUGCAGUGAUUGCACUCCCCUCACUGAAAAUCAUGUUGUGCUACUUAGAUGUGGCACAGACCACCCUGACCAGAGGAGGACAUGAUGGGUCAUUCAUUCUUGGUCACCCAGAACAUUUGUGGAGCUGGUUGCCUCAGGGUUCUGACCCUGUGGCUUUCUAAAAGCCUCCUUCGUUUCCAAAGCCAUCUCGAGCUGGGAACUCAAGUAUCUGAGGAAACACAAGUUCACACUGACUCAGCGUUGAUCCCCUUAAAUAACUUCAUGACUUUUUUUUUUUUUUGAGUCACUAACUUUAAAGCAGAGAGAGCGUAUUAGCAUUUUGCAUUCUACUCUAAACCAAUCUUACAAUCGAGAUACUAAAGUAAUUCAUCUUAGUUUAUCGCUCACUUACUUUCUGUGAUUAAUCUCUUUCUCAUUUUGUCCAGUUAACAUUGGGUGUGGUGUCUGCUGGAGAGGCAGGGCACGUGUGGUGGGGAGACCCUUAGGGGAGAUAACAGUUGGGAGUGUUUGAUGUUUGAGGUCAUUACAAACACAAGUAAGGGACAGAUAUGAAUGGCAAGGACCACCGGAAACAUGCAGUAUUGAUUCAUGACCUCCGUUUCUCCUUUUUGGGACAAAGAUAACAACAUUGGAAAGGACAGAUUGUUGUUACACAGUUUACAACGUAGUGGUAUGUAUGUCCUGAUAAAGGCAGCUGAGGCCCAAUCUCCAGCUGGGGCCACGGGCAGCACAUCCAGUUCAUGGAGAACACUUGCUCUCCAGCUCCACUUAGUGCCAUGGAAGAACAUUGUGUGCCCAAUCUGUAUUGCCAGAUCCUCUCAGUCACUUUUUUUUGUACCUGGAAAGGCCCAGAAUCCAGAUUUUUAUAGGAAAUUUUAUAUUACAGUUUACAAUAUCAGCAACUAAUUAUUUU